Messenger RNA from Hypomesus transpacificus, 1353 nucleotides. RefSeq names its product SH2B adapter protein 3-like. Gene Ontology annotation, biological process: intracellular signal transduction. Gene Ontology annotation, molecular function: transmembrane receptor protein tyrosine kinase adaptor activity. Gene Ontology annotation, cellular component: plasma membrane. The record is from RefSeq and is a predicted model, not a curated record. Lineage: Eukaryota; Metazoa; Chordata; Actinopteri; Osmeriformes; Osmeridae.
GAACGAAAAAUACCACAGAAACUCAAUACCGCAUCUGAUUUUAUCAGGGACAUGUAUGACCUAAAUAUUUCCAUUUGUCAAGGCUAAAGAGCAUUUCGCAGGUCUGUAGGCUAGCUACAUUUUGCACACUCGACCGCGGCACAUUUUUGUCAACGGAAAUGAUGAGAGAGUCAGUAGUUCUUUCCGUGUCUGGGUUUCCUUCCUGAAACUUUGCGGAGGUCUGUUGCACUUUUUCAACAUGAGAGAGGCAGCAACGGGCUUUUUGGCUUGCAGUAAUUCACAGCUGUGCUGGUUACUGCAAUGAAUGGUGACACUAUCCAUCCUGCCACGACCUCAGCUUCCCUAGCAGCGCCCCCCAGUGGCUGGAGGGAGUUCUGCGAGCUGCACGCCAUCGCCACGGCCCGUCAGGUGGCCUCUCACUACCGGCUCUACGCCAGCGAGCACCCCGACCAGGAUGCCCUGUCUCCAGACGUUCUCGCUCGCCACUUCUGCCUCCUCUUCCAGCAGCACUUCCACUGCGAGGCCGCCAAACUCCCGCCGGCGCGGCCAGCGGUCUCGACUCCGCCCCCCUCCCGGCCUGUCCCCACUGCCGCAGCCGCCCCCCUGAUAGGACGGCUACGCAUCACUUCCUUCUCAGGGGCGCUGGAUUACAGGGAGGCGGGGCGAUCUGCCGGCCCCUCCCUCUUGGCUGUUCUCUCCUCCAAGGCGCAGGCUGGUCCGGGGGGGCGGGAGGCAGAGCCGCGUGCGCCGGUCCUACGCAGCCGUAGUCAGGAGGAACUGAGGCCGGCAGCGGGGCGCCUCUCCCCCGCCUCAUCCCCCUCCUCCUUCCCCCCGCAGGUCACUCACUUUCCCGUGAACCAGAUACGGCAAAGCGUACUCCGUCUCUUUAAGAAAGAGCCCCUCCCCCAGGUUCCACCGGCCAAUCCCAACGGGCCGGCGGCACCGUUGCCGGGAGACAGAGUCGGCGUGGCGGCCGUGGAGGAGGUGAGGCCCCUGAGCAGCGCCUACGAGGCCAAAGCCCCUGGCCCCUCCUCCUCCUCGCCGGCUCAGCACUUCCUGGAUCGCCUGGCGAGCCGUAUCCGAGGCGGGAGCAGCAGGCGGCGGACGGAGGGGCAGGCCUGGCAGCUCAGGUACCUGCUGGAAGAUGAGACCAUCUCAGACAGCCAGCCUCACUGGCAGCGCUGCCGGCUCAAGGUCAGGAGGACCACAGACGGUCUGGGAGAAGGAGGGGGAGGGGGAGGAGGAGGAGGAGGAGGAGGUGGAGGAACUGGAGGAGGAGGAGGAACCGCCCUCGCUGACAGGGCGUUCCUCGAGCUGGAUCAAAAGGUUCGGGACGUGUACAAAGGAAAAUGA